CAUGAAGUAUAAAAUUAUGGCUUGGGAAAAAUUUGUAUUGUGAGUGCUUUAAAGCAGGAAAAAAUGUGUAAGCAUUUCUUAUUGCCAACUCAAUAAGGAACCAAAAUUCAUUUAGAGAUAAAACUUUCAUUUCAGAUAUAGUUAUAAAAAGGUAUCUGUACAGUGCUGAUGUACUGGGCAUCACCUAUUAUGAGGAAGAGCGACAGAAGACAAAACAACACAGUUUUCGUAAGAAAGAUGAUUUUUUGAAAAGUUUGGAAACAAGACUACAUGAUGGGAAGUUUAUAUUCACAGAGGAAAUAGAAUCACUGCUAUAUCUAACAGAACCUGAUGAUGAUUUUGAUUUAUUGUUUAAAGUUGUACAAAGGUACCAAGAGCUCCAGGAAAAAUCACCAUUAAAGACAGACUUUCCACUAGGAAUAACGAUGCUGCUAAUGUUGUAUUAUCUUAAAAGGGCAGAUGUGGCAUUUAAAUGGUUUUUAGAAAAUAAGAAUACUGUAAACCCUGUGUGUAGAUCUCGUAGAUGUUUUCUAAUCAUGAUGGACAUGCUGCAUGAUAAAGGACGACAUAAAGAUGUUAUCACACUGAUAAAUUUAUGUGAAAAGUUCAUCGACAGAAAAUAUCCGGAACAUCUAUGUCUUGUAAUAUCUUCCUUCUACAAAAUGAAUUCUAAGAAAUCUUUCAAGCAGAUGUUAUAUUUAUUAAAUGAGCAGUCAAAAGACCCCUUGCAGUUAACAGACAGAUGUGCUAUGCUAUGUUGUAUGUUAGCCUACAAACAGGGAAAAAUGGACUUAAUUGAAGAAAUUAUGCAGUUGCCAAUCUUUGUUGUAGCAAGAAAACAACCAACAUCUUUAAUGUUUAAUAUGAAGGUACUUUGUUACAUUAAAACAGGGAAGAUUAAGCUUGCUGCAGAAAUUCUGAAGGAUUUUACAUGCUCGUAUAAUGAUAGUUAUCCAAUAAUCUUUGAUGAAGUGUUAUUAAAUUUUGAGAGUGAAGCUCGUAAAUAUGAUGACUCGUUAAUGGUAGAAAGAUGUAUGAUGAUUUCAAACACUCUGAGAGUAUCUAGACUUGUUGUGCCUAUGAGUUUAGAGGAGUUCCUUGUUACAGAAAUAAAGAAUGAAGAAUUCAACAAAUUAACAACUGCCAAGAAUCCAUUGAAUAUUCACAAUAAAGAAAACAGAUAUCGUGAUUUAGAAAUAGUUAAAUAUGUUGGUGAUCAUAAGACUGAAAAAAACAAAGAUUUAGAUGGGGAUAUGCUUGAAAAUUACUAAAAAGAAAGUUAAAUAUCUAAAGAAAAAGAUUCUACUGUUUUUAUGUUGUUUACUGCAAUAACAUGUACAAUGUACUAUUAAAUUUUAUGUUGAUUA
Ruditapes philippinarum (Manila clam) is the source of this 1367-nucleotide messenger RNA. RefSeq lists its product as uncharacterized. Gene Ontology annotation, cellular component: mitochondrion. The record is from RefSeq and is a predicted model, not a curated record. Gene Ontology annotation, molecular function: RNA binding. The coding region runs from base 426 to 1271 and encodes 281 amino acids. Lineage: Eukaryota; Metazoa; Mollusca; Bivalvia; Venerida; Veneridae. The transcript is spliced from 7 exons. Gene Ontology annotation, biological process: multicellular organism development; regulation of mRNA processing; mitochondrion organization.